CCCAGUUUGGGUAACAGAUGUCGUGUCUGCUACUUUGGACCGGUUCUGGCCCAAAACUGGUUACUGGUCAGGCAAGUGACUCCUUACUGAGUUUGGGCCAUUGUUCAAAAAGACACUGGGGCGGAUCCGUUUUACGAAGUUGGGCUCCAGUUAUAUUUUGCUAUAUGGGUUGUUAGCAGGUGCGUUGUCAGGGUAACACAGUCACUAGUCCUACUACAGUAUUUGCUUGCAAAGGAGCAUAACAAAUAAAUAUAACAUUGAAACAUGUUUUAAUUUCAAGAAAAAAGGGGUAAUUAAUCCAAAGAAUAUUACAGGACUCUUCAUGUUGAACUUUGUCACUGCAUGCCGGGCCAGAUUGAAGACAUGAGUGUGCCAUGUGGCCCACAGGCCAUAUUUUAUUAACCCCUGUUCUAAGGUGUUUGUUAGAGCUUGUACAUUUGCCAAAUUUUUCCAUCUGCUGGAAAGGAAAUGGACCUCAGAAAAAAUUAUCUGUGCCAAAAGGAGGGCGUGUCUGUACAAUUAUUUUCUAACUUUUUACUGUGUCGUCUGAGGAGUGGUCUGCAGUCACUAGAGAAAAUAUUGCAUUUGGGAGAGUAGUUGUUUACUUGUUAUAGUUGUGUUGUAUGUCUAAUUUAAAUAGCAAUUAGUUAAAGUUAAGAUUAUGACAAAGCGAGACUUACUACCGUGGUCUUGUGUUUAUGUGCGAGUGAUUCACUGAACUGUGAAACUGAGCGCAUGGUCAGCGGACUUUGAGCGUGGAAAUCAAUCAAUAACCGCCUUCCUUCUGGCUGUGGUCAGUGUCUGCGUCAAAUGCAGACACUUCGCCUUAUCUCGCUCGAUGGACUUCUACAAACUUAACUCUUUAGAAUCAUUUGAGGAGGUUUGGGGUCGUUAUGGUUACGGAGAAAACCUAGAGGACGUGCUUGAGGCGGAGUUCACGCGGAUUAAAGGAACUGUAUAUCUGGAUCAUGCAGCAACUACUUUAUACCCGGAAUCACUGGUUAGAAGCUACUGUCUGGAUAUUUCAAGAAACGUAUAUGGAAACCCUCACAGCCACAACCCAAGUAGCAGGUUGACACAUGAGACCGUGGAGAGGGUCAGAUACAGGAUAUUGCAGCAUUUCAACACUACCCCUGAGGAGUACGCUGUGAUUUUCACUUCUGGCUGUACGGCUGCUAUCAAAUUAGCGGCAGAGGUCUUCCCCUGGAGGUCACAGACGGAAAGCGAAGAAGGCAGUCACUUUUGCUACUUCACUGACAACCAUACAUCUGUUGUUGGCAUAAGAGGACUAACAUCUAACUGGGGAGUAGUUACACUGCCCGUCUUCCCUGAGGAAGUGGAAAAUAGGGCAAAAGAUAAGGCUCAGGGUGAAGAUACGGUUUGUCAGACGCCACAUCUGUUCUGCUACCCAGCACAGAGCAACUUCUCAGGGAGGAAGUAUCCCCUUAGCCAUGUAAAAGGCAUUCAGGCAAGACGUCUUUACCCAGCAUGUGACCAUGGAGGCCAAUGGUUUGUGCUGCUGGACGCAGCCUCACUUGUCAGCUGUUCCCCACUAAACCUCCAAGACUGCCCUGCUGAUUUUAUUCCCAUCUCCUUCUACAAGAUAUUUGGCUUCCCCACAGGUCUGGGGGCUCUCCUUGUACGUAACAAUGCAGCAGGCAUACUAAAAAAGGCUUAUUUUGGAGGAGGCACUGCAGCCGCUUACCUUUCUGGAGAAGAUUAUUAUGUGCAGGCUGCAAACCUUUCUGAUAGAUUCGAAGAUGGCACUGUCUCAUUUUUGGACAUCAUUGCCCUCAACCAUAGUUUUGAAGCUCUAUACAGGAUCACCGGGGGAAUGCAAAACAUACAACAGCACACCUUUGGUUUAGCACGUUAUACUUACAUGCUUCUGUCAAGUCUUUGCCAUGGCAACGGGCGACCAGUGGCACAGAUGUACACACAAGGCCAGUUUGACAGUCCAAGCACACAGGGUGCAAUACUAAACUUCAACCUUAUUGAUUCUCAUGGAGAAAUAAUUGGAUAUUCUCAGGUUGCCAGAAUGGCAAGUUUGUUCAACAUUUAUGUACGCACUGGAUGCUUUUGCAACACUGGAGCCUGUCAGAGUUUUGUUGGGAUCACAAAUCAGCAGAUGAAGAGAAACCUGCAGGCCGGCCACGUCUGCGGAGACACGGUCGACAUAGUGGAUGGGCAGCCAACUGGAUCUGUACGCGUGUCAUUUGGCUACAUGUCAAUAUUUGACGACUGUCAAAAGUUUCUGAAUUUUGUUGCUGAGUGCUUUGUGAAGAAACCCGUGACAGUAGACCAUGCAAGACUGGAGAGGCUUAAAGCAGCUAGCGCAUCAAAUGAAGAGACAACUGUCAAUAUCAACGAAGUAACACGCAAAGUUGAAGAAAAAAAAGUUUUGCAGAAGGGAUUUGAGCAUGCGUGCGUGAGCCGCGAGGGGCCUUAUACAUUGACUAACAUCUACAUAUAUCCCAUCAAAUCAUGCGGUGCAUUUGAGGUCCACAGCUGGCCGGUAGGACCUCAGGGUUUACUGUAUGACAGAGGCUGGAUGGUGGUAAAUGGAAAUGGCGUGUGCUUGAGUCAGAAAAGAGAGCCGCGUUUAUGCCUCAUUCGCCCACAAGUUCAUCUGUCCUCAAACGAAUUGCUCCUGCAGGCAUCAAGGAUGAAUACCAUUUCAGUUCCAUUGGAAAUCAGAAGUGGAACGCACGCAAGCUCUCCAAUCUGUCAGAGUAAAGUUUGUGGUGAUAGAGUGGAGACUAUUGACUGCGGUGAUAAGGCUGCAGCGUGGCUUUCAGUCUUGCUUGGACAGCCAUGUCGCCUCAUAAGACAAAAUCCUGAUUUCACUCGACAUAUGAAAAAGAAGUCUGAUACAAGAGCCGCCAUCUCCUCGUCACUCUCCCUGGUGAAUGAAGCGCAGUAUCUCAUGAUCAACCGUGCAAGUGUGGAGCUCAUUCACAAAGUAAUGAGCAGCAGGCAAGACGAUCCUGAGAUUGACAUAGAGAACAUCAUCGGUCGUUUCCGAGCCAAUUUUGUUAUCGCAGGGUUUGAACCAUUUGAGGAGGACAUGUGGUCAAACUUGAUUAUUGGCAACGUUCCAUUCAUGGUAAGAGGGCAAUGUGGACGGUGCCAAAUGGUUGGAGUCGAUCAGAGCACUGGAACCAAAACAAAGGAGCCUCUGAUAUCUCUUUCUGCAUACCGCAAUGGAAAGGUUACAUUUGGUGUAUACUUGACCCACCAGUUGCCAGACGAUUCACCAACAGCUGGUGUUCUCAGUGCUGGUUCCCACAUACUGCCAGAGCUCCAUGCUUCUUAAAGUGGUUAUCAUUAACAUCUAAUUCUUCAGCAAACACUGGGGACUUACUUUAGAGAACUAGGGGAUUCAUAUUAUGAUUGCAGAUACCUGUUGAGUGUUCACAGAGAUCUUUUCUAAUUUGUUGUGUAUUAUUUUGGUGACAUCAAAGGCAGAUUAGAAGCAUAUCAGUCCCUGAAAUCCUGAAAGAACAAUCUUAUUUUCUCCAAUGUCUGAGCUUUUGAGUGUAUAUACUAAUAUAUGUAGGCCUAUAAGUUUUCUUGUGUAGUGGAAUGAAUUAAUUGCAAAGGAUUAAUUUCAAAUCUCUAGUAUGAAUACGCAAUUCCUGGCAGACAGAAAAUUUCACAAGUCAAGGCUCGAUGCAAUCACCGAUGCUGAAUUUAGGAUGCUCAACAAUUCUUCCUCUGGUUAUCCCCGUUGGGCUUUAUAUAGUUUUUAUUCCAAACACACCACUCAUCCUGCUACCAGCAAUCCAAAGCAGAUUUUUCCCAGUGAAGAUGAAAAAUAGCAGAUAGGCUGUAUUAACCCCUAUGCUUCCCCUCUCACACAGAUAGCACUCCCAUCCCUGAAUUUGUUAUUAUUGAGUCACCUACUGCUGGAGUAAACCAUUACAAUUUUUAUUUUUUUUUGCACGCGCCAUUGCUCAAAAACACAUUUUUAUACUCAUUUCAAUUGUAAAACAUUCAUGUGUAUUGUGUUAUUUUCAGUAGACAGUCGACAGUAUACAAGGUUUUGGAGCAAGGAAGACAGCAAAUUCUGAAUUAUGGAAACCUCAAAUUUUGAAAUAGCUGUUGGACUCAAUAGUCCGAAGCAUAUGGUAGAAAACACAGACAAGGCUGAAAAAGCAGUUUCUGCUUUUGUACCCCUCUCUAAAAUAAACUGUAUUGUAAGCCAAACGAACUGUUGUUUUUGAUAGAGCAAUAUGUCUAUAUGCGGCCAUAGCAUUUUCAUGGCCAUUAACCCCAGAACUAUUUUUAAUGUGUCUGUUUUACCAUGGAGACCCCUGUCUACCGACACUGCGCAACCGCUUUUUUUUCAACCCAGCCAUAAA
This is a messenger RNA of Corythoichthys intestinalis (scribbled pipefish), 4364 nucleotides long. RefSeq names its product molybdenum cofactor sulfurase (gene mocos). The coding region runs from base 839 to 3316 and encodes 825 amino acids. The record is from RefSeq and is a predicted model, not a curated record. Lineage: Eukaryota; Metazoa; Chordata; Actinopteri; Syngnathiformes; Syngnathidae. Gene Ontology annotation, molecular function: pyridoxal phosphate binding; molybdenum ion binding; molybdenum cofactor sulfurtransferase activity. Gene Ontology annotation, biological process: Mo-molybdopterin cofactor biosynthetic process. The transcript has 15 exons.